Parastagonospora nodorum SN15 is the source of this 102-nucleotide messenger RNA. RefSeq lists its product as hypothetical. The record is from RefSeq and is a predicted model, not a curated record. The transcript has 2 exons. Lineage: Eukaryota; Fungi; Ascomycota; Dothideomycetes; Pleosporales; Phaeosphaeriaceae. The coding region runs from base 1 to 102 and encodes 33 amino acids.
AUGGCUGGCCAACCCAAGACCACCAGUCUCUUGGCUCCGUCUGUCAAUACUGAGUACGACCGAUGUAUGCUUGAGAAGACGGGAAAGGGCGAGAUUUGCUGA